This is a messenger RNA of Homarus americanus (American lobster), 598 nucleotides long. Its product is annotated as putative GPI-anchored protein pfl2. The transcript has a single exon. NCBI's taxonomy places the organism in Eukaryota, Metazoa, Arthropoda, Malacostraca, Decapoda, Nephropidae. The record is from RefSeq and is a predicted model, not a curated record. The annotation marks the transcript as partial.
AUGACGCAACAGUAUCAGGACUCCUCCACCUUGACGUCACUGUAUGAGGACUCCUCCACUAUGACGUCGCUGUGUCAGGACCCCUCCACCUUGACGUCACUGUAUGAGGACUCCUCCACUAUGACGUCACUGUAUCAGGACUCCUCCACUAUGACGCCACUGUAUGAGGACUCCUCCACUAUGACGUCACUGUAUCAGGACUCCUCCACCUUGACGUCACUGUAUGAGGACUCCUCCACUAUGACGUCGCUGUGUCAGGACCCCUCCACCUUGACGUCACUGUAUGAGGACUCCUCCACUAUGACGUCACUGUAUCAGGACUCCUCCACUAUGACGCCACUGUAUCAGGACUCCUCCACUAUGACGCCACUGUAUCAGGACUCCUCCACUAUGACGCCACUGUAUCAGGACUCCAUCAGUGGCCAAUCACAGUCUAAAGCAGUUACCCCAAUUAGUCUAACUCAACAAACUCCUGGCUUAACUUCCGGGUUGUUCCUCUCUCCUACGGGCUUCGUGUUGUUGUUCCCGUCACUAUUCAUUACUUACACUGUGGAAAUCUACUUCUCCUGGCUAGCUGUUCACCUGUCAUAUAAAGUUG